Sturnus vulgaris (Common starling) is the source of this 1115-nucleotide messenger RNA. RefSeq names its product monoacylglycerol O-acyltransferase 1 (gene MOGAT1). The record is from RefSeq and is a predicted model, not a curated record. NCBI's taxonomy places the organism in Eukaryota, Metazoa, Chordata, Aves, Passeriformes, Sturnidae. Gene Ontology annotation, biological process: diacylglycerol biosynthetic process; triglyceride biosynthetic process. Gene Ontology annotation, molecular function: diacylglycerol O-acyltransferase activity. Gene Ontology annotation, cellular component: endoplasmic reticulum membrane.
AUGAAGGUUGAGUUCGCCCCCAUCAAUAUUCCCCUAAAGAGGAGGAUUCAGACAGUCGCCGUGCUGCAGUGGAUUUUCUCCUUCCUCCUGCUGGCAGAGUUUUGCUGUGGAUUCUUCGUGAUCCUGAUCCUGGGCAAGUUCUGGUUCCUUGCUGUUCUGUACCUGCUGUGGCUCUACCUGGACUGGGAAACACCAUGUGCUGGGGGCAGACGGUCCCAGUGGGUCAGAGGCUGGACUGUCUGGAAGUACUUCAGGGAAUACUUCCCCAUUCAUCUUAUAAAAACUUCAGAACUGAACCCAAAUCACAACUACUUACUUGGCUUUCACCCUCAUGGGGUCCUGGUAGCUGGAGCCUUUGGAAACUUUUGCACCGAUCCUCCUUUCAAAAAUUUAUUUCCUGGGCUUACUCCAUAUCUUCAUAUCAUGCCCAUCUGGUUUGGCUGUCCCUUCUUCAGAGAAUACAUAAUGAGUGCUGGAAUGGUUUCUGCAUCCAAGGAAAGUGUCUCACACGUGCUGAGCAAUAAAGGAGGUGGCCAUGCAUCCGUCAUUGUGAUCGGAGGAGCAGAGGAAUCUCUGAAUGCACAUCCUGGAAGUCUGACCUUGAACAUCCUCAACAGGAAGGGCUUUAUUAAAAUGGCCCUGAAACAUGGGGCUCAUCUGGUCCCGGUGUUUUCCUUUGGUGAAAAUGAACUAUUCAAGCAAGUUGCAAACCCCAAAGGUUCAUGGCUCAGGAAUGUACAGGAGAAGUUACAAAAGAUAAUGGGCUUUGCUUUACCACUAUUUCAUGCUAGAGGAGUAUUCCAAUACAGUUUUGGCUUAAUACCUUACAGGCAACCUAUUAAUACAGUUGUGGGAAGCCCCAUCCCUGUAAAACAGAACUUGAACCCCACCACUGAAGACAUUGAUCAGCUACAUGCAUUGUAUCUACAGAAACUAAAGAAAUUAUUUGAAGAACAUAAAAGCAAUUAUGGCAUCCCUGCACAUAAAUCUCUCAUCUUCGAGUAGCAAAUUACAAUUUGUAAUUCUGAAUUUCAUGCGAAGAAACAGUGUCUGCUGAAAGAUGUCUUUCUUGCAAUCCAUAGUUUGCAACCUGUAAUUAUCCUUAUGUAAGGAAU